Molecule: messenger RNA, 975 nt
Organism: Neoarius graeffei (lesser salmon catfish)
Lineage: Eukaryota; Metazoa; Chordata; Actinopteri; Siluriformes; Ariidae
Exons: 1
Coding region: 1-975 (324 amino acids)
Biological process (GO): sensory perception of taste; G protein-coupled receptor signaling pathway
Cellular component (GO): membrane
Molecular function (GO): G protein-coupled receptor activity
Source: RefSeq, a predicted model, not a curated record
AUGCUGAGUACCUUGGACAAGAUUGGAAUCUGGGUCUUAACUGGCUUUCUAGCCAUUCUUACAAUCUUUUCCAAUCUCUAUAUCUUACUAGUGAACCAGCGAAACUGCAGAAAGAACCACCUACAUUUAUGCCCAGGUGACACUAUAAUGACUGGUAUAUCUAUCAGUAGUAUUGGUCAUCAAGUCCUCUCUUACUUGUGGCUGACAGUGGUUCAGGUGGACAUAAAUUGUAUGUAUGCCACUGUGGAAUCCAUUCUGUUGGUGUUAGUUUUCUCUCUGAAGUUCUCAAUAAUGUGGACCACUGCCUUCCUUACCUUUUUUUAUAGCACCAAGCUUGUGAUUAAGCCUAUCCACUGCUACACACACAUUCAGGAGGCUAUUCUAAAGCAUGUUCUCACUGUAGUGAUUGUAAUUUUUGUGUGUGGCUUUACCAAUUGUUUGCCACUUUUAAAUACUAUGACAUUUCACAACAGUAGUGCUGGAACCACUGACUGUGGUAAAAUCAUACCAGAUGGGGCUGUAGGAUAUGGCUACAUUAUUUAUCUUGUCAUCAGUGCGGACAUCAUUCCAGGUAUACUGAUGAUCAAAUGCAGUAUCUCCAUCUCAUAUCACCUGUCUGUACAUCUACGCCACAUGAAAGAAAGCACCAAUGGCACCCAUGCACCAAAGCUGGGUACUCAGAUGAGGGUGAUCAGGAUGAAUCUUUCCUUGGUGGUGGUGUUCCUUUGUUUUCUGGUUGUAGAUCUUUAUACUCAGUCAACAGUAGUCUUGAAAAGUGAAAACAACAUGGGCUUAUCCGUUCUUUUCACCACACUUUAUACCACAGUCAGUGGAUUUGUGCUGAUUUAUGGAAAGAAGAGCUUCUGGAAAGAAAUGCUUCACUGGUAUAACCUCUUUUUAGAUGAGUACUCUUGUUUAAGUUGUAUGAAAGUACCAGAGGGUAAGACUGUAACGCACACUGCUCCAAAGCAUUGA